UGCAUCGCAAACCAUCGGCGCUUAUCGUGAAAUUCCGUUUUAUGGCAGCACGCGCCUGAACUCGGUAGCAGCUUCCGGAGUUGUUGAUACCGGUGAACGAGGGCAGCAAUUUAGUCUGUAUGAGGUAUCACCGACUCCUGUAACCAUGGUAUCGAGUCUUGCCCCCUCCUUCCAUAGAUAGCGCAACUUAACAUCACGGGUUAUCAACAAGUAGAACACGCGUGUACCAUUCUGAUGAACGCUUUGCGGAUUUACUCUAACUCGAAGAACUUUUUAAAAGAGAAGAAGAAUCUGAAAUGAACGAUCAAGAGAAUGUUUCACCGAUCGUGACAACUAAAGCAACACUUCAAUCCGAGGUCGAGAAGGAUUUUGAUGGCCAAUCGUCUACAACAGGAACAGCUGACUAUUCGUCAGUCGUUACGUCACAGCCCCGCCCCCAGAAGCUCACCCGGGUGGAACUGUUGAUGCCGUUUGAUGAGGCGCACAGUGAACGGGAGUGGUCGGCGGGACUGUUCGAGUGCAAGUCGGGAAGACGACAUUGUUGCUCGCUGUGUUGUUGCUGGUGUUACUUCAGAUACAUGAUCUCAACGCGGCUGGGGGAGACGCCGUUCAUGCCUCACAUACCGUGCGCUGUGUUCGCCCUCAGGGUCAAGGUGCGGACCUUGUUUAGUAUAAAGGGUUCCCUUAUAAAAGACUUUUACACGAGCCUGUGUUGCGAGCCGUGUGCUGUGUGUCAAAUGACGAGAGAGCUCGACAGUGUCGGGUUGUGAACACCAGAGGUGUAAAAAACACUUUCCACAAACGCUCAGACCAGCAGUAUUACGCCAUCACUCUCUUAAAAUGACAUCAGAAGAUUCCUCACCAGUCUCGAUUAGUCUAUCGUUUAAUCACAGACAAUAGAUCACGUAUUAAACAUCUGACUCUAUUAUUUAGCAGUAUUAACAGAUGCCCAUAAAAUAUCAGUCUUUUAAAAACGUUUUAGUUACAUAAUGUAUAGAUAUUGAAUACCAUUCUGUCUAUACAAUAUAUAGAGGAUAUUUCAUGUUUUUUGUCAAUUAUGAUUUAUAUCUCAUCGAGUGAAGUUUGCAAUCAUAGCUCACGAAUCGCGCUUGCCCGACGAGUGUGAUAUGAUUGCAAACUUCACGAGAUGAGAUAUCAAUCAUAUUUGACAAAAAAGAUGAAAGUUUCUAUUUAUUAUAUAACUUUUGGCAAUUUACCUUUAUUUUUAAAA
Molecule: messenger RNA, 1231 nt
Organism: Gigantopelta aegis
Lineage: Eukaryota; Metazoa; Mollusca; Gastropoda; Neomphalida; Peltospiridae
Product: cornifelin homolog A-like
Exons: 4
Coding region: 297-770 (157 amino acids)
Source: RefSeq, a predicted model, not a curated record